AUGUCAUUUUUAGGGUUUGGUGCUUCUCAACCACAAUUAACUUCUGAACAAAAGAUUAGUGCGGCAGAGACCGAAUUGGAUCUUGUUACGGAUAUGUUCAACCGUCUGGUCAACAAUUGCCAUCAGAAGUGUAUUGAUAGGAGUAAUUAUAGCGCGGGUGAUUUGAACAAGAACGAAUCUGCGUGUUUGGACCGUUGUGUUGCCAAGUACUUUGAAACGAAUGUGAAAGUUGGUGAGAACAUGCAAAAGAUGGGACAAAACUUUUCUGCCGGUGGGAGAUUUUAA
This is a messenger RNA of Henningerozyma blattae CBS 6284, 285 nucleotides long. RefSeq names its product protein transporter TIM10 (gene TIM10). The record is from RefSeq and is a predicted model, not a curated record. The transcript has a single exon. Lineage: Eukaryota; Fungi; Ascomycota; Saccharomycetes; Saccharomycetales; Saccharomycetaceae. Gene Ontology annotation, biological process: protein insertion into mitochondrial inner membrane. Gene Ontology annotation, cellular component: mitochondrial inner membrane. Bases 1 to 285 code for a protein of 94 amino acids.